Molecule: messenger RNA, 744 nt
Organism: Blepharisma stoltei
Lineage: Eukaryota; Ciliophora; Heterotrichea; Heterotrichida; Blepharismidae
Source: the annotation of a GenBank genome assembly
AUGAAAAUUUUAAGGAAAAGAAUUAACAAACUCAAAGAAUGAAUCAAAUUUUGCUAUUCUCAGAAAAAUAAUGAAUUUAUUGAAAGAAUACGGAAAGUAAAGAAAAUAUGCAUUGAUCAGUUAAAAAGACUAGAUAGAUAUGAAAUAAUAAGUGAAAAUAGAUUAAAACAAUGCAUAAAUGAUCCCUAUGGAGCUUGAAACAAAAUAAAAAGAUUAUUGAAUAAAAACAAACUGGUCUUACCAAUGAAUGCAUUUGAGAUUCAAUCUUGAACAAAAGAAUUUGAAGAUCAAUUUAGGAGUACGAUAUCUUUUAUUCCACAAGCAGGUUGUCUAGAAGAUGAACUUUGAAACUCAAAAAAGAUUGAGAAUAUUAUUAAAUCUUUGCCUAACAGAAAAGCUCCUGGACCAGAUAAUAUAACGAAUGAAAUAAUAAAAAAAGGAGGAGAUAUAAUGGUAGAAGCAAUAACACAUUUUUUAAAUACUUGCAGAAUUUAUGGUAUACCGGAUGUUGCAAAUGAAGCUAAGACUAUUCUUAUAUAUAAAGGUAAAGGAAAUCAUAAAGAACUGAAGAAUCACAGACCUAUAACAUUAAUGAACAGUUUUAUGAAGAUUCUUGACAAGGCUGAACUAAGAAAAAUUGAAAACAACGUUAAGAUCUCAGAUAGACAACAUGGGUUUAGAAAAGGAAAAUCAUGCAUAACACAAAGUUUCUUACUGAAAAAUACCUUAGGACUUCAACAAUAA